AUGAAGUUGCGCUCAAGCUCCACCACGUUGGUGGCUCUUUUUGUUCUCAUGGUGCAUGUAAUGGCCUCGACCAUCAAUAAUAAAGAUACAGGAGCAUAUGGAGAGGCAAGCGAUGAUAAGGGCAGAGGCCUUCUCGACUACAGAGAGGGCAAUGGCGAUGAUGAUGACGAUGGUGUUUCCUUAAUUUUGGUGAUAUUUUUAGGAAUGGGCAGUGGAUUCUUCCUUAUUAUGACUUUAGGUUCCAUUAUCUUUCUUGUACACUUACUUAUCCGUCGCAGAGGAAUUCGACUAACGAAUGAAACUCCGGGUUCCUUAGAUGAUGCCGAACAGGAGGCUGAACAGGAUCGCCGAGCAUUGAACGAGCUCCCUCCAAAUGAACAGGAGUUCUAUUUCCAGGCCAAAGACUUCAUUAAGCUAAACACUCCUAUUAAUUAUGAUUUGACUCUUUCACAGUCACUGAUCAUCCAGGAGAAGGGUGUUAAAGCUUGGGAGUUCAAACCAAACGUAGAGAAUGUGGAUCUAAUCAAAGUUACUAAUAAGACAGAGGUGGAGUUCUUACGGGACACUCACGAACUAUCUGUCCAAACAAACUUCCCUAUACCCAAACAAAAUGACGUUUACUACUUUGAGACAAAGGUUUACGAGCUGGCAGAUACUGAUAAUAACCUCAUAUCCAUUGGCAUAUCUACAUUUCCAUAUCCAUAUUUCAGGCUUCCUGGAAGGCACAAAUGGUCCAUUUGCUACGACUCUACCGGCACUAGAAGGUAUAACCAACCCUUUCCUCUCUCUACAUCGACAGGAUUAGGUUCUUUUCCGGCUUUAAAGCAGGGCGAUGUUGUUGGCUGCGGAAUCAGGAUGCAUAAUAGAACAAUAUUUUGGACUCGCAACGGUAAAAAGCUUUCCGAAUCCAAAAUUGGUGGACACAUCAAAAUGCCCAAGGAGUUUCAGGUGUAUCCUACAAUUGGCAGCAAGGGCAAGUGCAAAGUUGAUGUCAACUUAGGGCAAAUGGGCUACGUAUUUAUUGAGGCCAACGUUAAGAAGUGGGGCUUCGGACCUUUGGAAGGCAAUGAAGUGCCACCUCCAAUGUACACCAAAUUUAAUACUGAUGUUCUGCUUGAUAGCAGUGACUUAGAUCCCGCAGAUUUGAAUUUGCGUAAUGGCGAUUUUCCUCCAGACUUCUAUGAAUCUGUGGCAAUGCCUGCCGAGUUUACAGAAAACGAUAGUGAUGAUGAGAUUACUCUUAGAACGAUGCAGCAAAGUAAUAACGGGUUGUUGCCUGAUGGUAAAUCUGUGAGCUCUUUUUCUCCUGUACCACCUCCAGCCCAUCCUCCAUCCUAUACAGAUGUCUUAGACGAGGAGAAUACAGAGGCCGUUAGUGUGACAAACGAUGUGAUACGUAGAGAGAGGGAUAAUAUGACCUCGAAAACGGACAGUAGUAAUGAAGAUGCGAUAUAA
Messenger RNA from Brettanomyces nanus, 1455 nucleotides. RefSeq lists its product as uncharacterized. Lineage: Eukaryota; Fungi; Ascomycota; Pichiomycetes; Pichiales; Pichiaceae. Gene Ontology annotation, molecular function: protein binding. The coding region runs from base 1 to 1455 and encodes 484 amino acids. The record is from RefSeq and is a predicted model, not a curated record. The transcript has a single exon.